Molecule: messenger RNA, 3960 nt
Organism: Propithecus coquereli (Coquerel's sifaka)
Lineage: Eukaryota; Metazoa; Chordata; Mammalia; Primates; Indriidae
Gene: ACAP1
Product: ArfGAP with coiled-coil, ankyrin repeat and PH domains 1
Exons: 21
Coding region: 194-2701 (835 amino acids)
Cellular component (GO): cytoplasm
Molecular function (GO): GTPase activator activity; protein binding
Source: RefSeq, a predicted model, not a curated record
UCCCAGUGCUGCCUGGAAGUGUGGGGUGAGAGCUCCUCCUAGAACACCCCUUCCCCUUGGGGAAAGAAUUGUGCCCCUGGGCCCUACCCAGCAGAGGACCCACUCCUCCUUCCCUGUCAUCUCCCCUCCUGGGGCAGGGAGUGGCUCCACUUGCAUCCCCACCUGCCAGUUGGCCCACAGUGAUCAAGCUGAGAUGACCGUCAAGCUGGAUUUCGAGGAGUGUCUCAAGGACUCACCACGUUUCCGAGCCUCUAUCGAGCUGGUGGAAGCUGAAGUGUCAGAAUUGGAGACCCGUCUGGAAAAGCUCCUCAAGCUGGGCACCGGCCUCUUGGAAAGUGGGCGCCAUUACCUUGCUGCCAGCCGCGCCUUCAUUGGUGGCAUUUGUGACCUGGCCCGCCUGGGUCCUCCAGAGCCCAUGAUGGCGGAGUGUCUGGACAAAUUCACCGUGAGCCUCAGCCACAAGCUGGACAGCCACGCAGAGCUUCUAGACGCCAUCCAACACACUCUGCAGCAGCAAAUCCAGACCCUGGUCAAGGAAGGUCUCCGAGGUUUCCGAGAGGCUCGCCGGGAUUUCUGGCGGGGGGCUGAGAGCCUGGAGGCUGCUCUUACCCACAACGCAGAGGUCCCCAGGCGCCGAGCCCAGGAGGCAGAAGAGGCAGGAGCUGCUUUGAGGACUGCUCGAGCUGCGUACCGGGGACGGGCACUGGAUUAUGCCCUGCAGAUCAAUGUGAUUGAGGACAAGAGGAAGUUUGACAUCAUGGAGUUUGUGCUGCGUUUGGUGGAAGCCCAGGCUACCCAUUUCCAGCAGGGCCAUGAGGAGCUGAGCCGGCUGGCCCGGUAUCGCAAGGAGCUGGGUGCCCAGUUGCACCAGCUGGUCUUGAAUUCAGCACGAGAGAAGAGGGACAUGGAGCAGAGACAUGUGCUGCUGAAACAGAAGGAGCUGGGUGGGGAGGAGCCAGAGCCAAGCCUAAGGGAGGGGCCUGGUGGCCUGGUCAUGGAAGGACAUCUCUUCAAACGAGCCAGCAACGCAUUUAAGACCUGGAGCAGACGCUGGUUCACCAUUCAGAGUAACCAAAUGGUUUAUCAGAAGAGGUACAAGGACCCCGUGACUGUGGUGGUGGACGACCUUCGCCUCUGCACAGUGAAGCUCUGCCCUGACUCAGAAAGGCGGUUCUGCUUUGAGGUGGUAUCCACGAGCAAGUCCUGCCUCCUCCAGGCUGACUCUGAGCGCCUCCUGCAGCUGUGGGUCAGUGCUGUGCAGAGCAGCAUCGCCUCUGCCUUCAGCCAGGCUCGCCUUGACGACAGCCCCCGGGGUCCAGGCCAGGGCUCAGGACACCUGGCCGUGGGCUCUGCUGCCACACUGGGCAGUGGCGGGAUGGCCAGGGGAAGGGAGCCUGGGGGAGUCGGGCACGUGGCAGCCCAGGUACAGAGUGUGGAUGGCAAUGCCCAGUGCUGCGACUGCCGGGAGCCAGCUCCAGAGUGGGCCAGCAUCAACCUUGGUGUGACCCUCUGCAUUCAGUGCUCCGGCAUCCACAGGAGCCUCGGUGUUCACUUCUCCAAAGUCCGGUCUCUGACCCUCGACUCGUGGGAGCCGGAACUAGUGAAGCUUAUGUGCGAGCUGGGAAAUGUUGUCGUCAACCAGAUCUAUGAGGCCCGUGUAGAGGCGUUGGCUGUGAAGAAGCCUGGGCCCAGCUGCUCCCGACAGGAGAAGGAAGCCUGGAUUCAUGCUAAAUACGUGGAGAAGAAGUUCCUGACCAAGCUUCCUGAGGUUCGGGGGCGAAGAGGUGGCCGGGGGCCCCCAAGGGGGCAGCCUCCUGUGCCCCCAAAGCCUUCCCUUAGGCCCCGGCCAGGGAGCUUCAGAUCCAAACCAGAGCCCCCGUCUGAUGACCUGGGAAGCCUGCACCCUGGGGCCCUGCUGUUUCGAGCUGCUGGGCAUCCUCCAUCCCUUCCCACGAUGGCUGAUGCCCUUGCUCAUGGUGCUGAUGUCAACUGGGUCAAUGGGAGUCAGGAGAAUGCCACGCCGCUGAUCCAGGCCACAGCUGCUAAUUCUCUUCUGGCCUGCGAGUUUCUGCUCCAGAACGGGGCGAACGUGAACCAAGCGGACAGUGCAGGCCGGGGCCCGCUACACCACGCAACCAUUCUUGGCCACACGGGGCUCGCCUGCCUGUUCCUGAAACGGGGGGCAGAUCUGGAGGCUCGCGAUGCUGAAGGCAGGGACCCUCUGACCAUCGCUGUGGAAACAGCCAACGCUGACAUCGUCACCCUGCUACGAUUGGCAAAGAUGAGGGAGGCUGAAGCGGCUCAGGGCCAGGCAGGUAAUGUAUCCACCCACCCCAGCCCCCAGGCCCAACACUGGUUCAGGCUUCUAGCCCCUGGUGACCUAUCCCCUUUGUGCCCAACUGCAUUAAUUCUAUUAUUUAUUCAACAAAUAUGUAUUGGGCGCAUCCGACGUGCCAAGCCUGUGAAGCAAGGAAUAGGUGCGGGCGCUGCGCUCACGGCGCACACGUGCACACACGUUCCCCCCCACGCUCGAAGCGCGCACUGUACCCGGUCGGCCUCGGCUGCCGGCUCCGGCUCUUCCGCGCUGGGGCGCAGCCGCCGGCCUCCCCAGCCUUUCCUCCCUGUCCCACAGGGGAUGAGACGUAUCUUGACAUCUUCCGCGACUUCUCUCUCAUGGCGUCGGACGACCCGGAGAAGCUGAGACGGCGUAGUCAUGAUCUCCACACGCUGUGAUCCCAGGCCCCGUGCCCCCGGACCCUCCCUGCUCACCUUCCGGCCCUCCGCCAUUAAAGCCUCUGUGCUUUGCGCCGCCCUUCCUCGUUCAUUUGUUGGGCGCCACCUUUGGGCCCGCAGGGUUUUGGGCCCUGUGGCUCCGGGGGUGCGGGGAGCCGCUGGCAGUUUGCGAGCUCGAGUCAGGCAAGAGGCGACUCCCGGGGGAUUGAGGUGGCACCUUCGGCCUCAGCCCUAGCGCUGGGCGACAGUGGGGCGGGGCUCUCGGGCUCAGCUCAGGGGACCUGGCCAGACCCGUCCCUCCGGAGAGAGGCCGCCGGCGUGGGAUGGGGACCGGCCUUCCCUUAGGGUGAGCUGGCACCGCGCCGGGAUAUAGAGAGCUCGCUCGGGCCACCUCGGCCCCGAGGCAUUCCCGGAAUGCGGCGGCUCAGCACCCGCCCCCUCGGGAAUUACCCUCGGGAGCCACUGGGAGGGAACUGGUACCCUGGCCCGGGACGGCCGGGCCUCGGCUUUCUUGGAGUGGUGGGAUUAGAGACUCGGGCCCCCGCCGAGUUGCAAACGUGAGGUCUGGCACACCUGAGGAGCGGCGGGGCCGUCGCGGCCACAUCCGGGGCGAAGCGACUGAGUCACCCCACCCCCGCUUGCAUCCGCCAGUCCAGCCUGUCCGCCCCGUCUCUCCGGUCCGGGACUCGCCUCCCACCGCCACCCGAGCAGCGCGAGCCCCGCGAGGGCGGGGGGCGGGGCGCCAAGGGGCGGGGCUGCCUCUUAAAGGACCCGGGGCCGUUGCCCUUAGGCCACUUCCUGGGGGUGGAGAGGACCUCAGCGGCUGCGGCAACACCCGGGGAAGGCGGUGACGGCUGGGUCUCGAAAUUCCUGGCUGCUUCCAUCGGAGCCUUCGGACACUCCCAACUCGGACUGAGAGCGCAUCCGUCACCCCCGAGCCGAUACCCGGAGGCUCCGCCAUCCGCUCCCGUCAGCUCCUCCUUCAUCCCCUGGGACCCGCGCCGGGAGCCAGGCCAGGCCUCUGACUGGCCCCCGGAACCCUGCGUGGACUCGCCCACUGCGACAGCGAUCUGCCAGGGACUCGGAAGCUGGGCCCUUCAGAGUCAGCCCUGUGCUCGCCACCGUCACCUGCUGAUUGGAUUCCGGAAACCCACUGUCUGAAGACCCCAGAAAAGAGUCGCUGACCAUCCAAAAUCGGAUACGUCUGGACCGAAGCUCCCUUCCCCU